Molecule: messenger RNA, 1763 nt
Organism: Phaethon lepturus (White-tailed tropicbird)
Lineage: Eukaryota; Metazoa; Chordata; Aves; Phaethontiformes; Phaethontidae
Gene: HNF4A
Product: hepatocyte nuclear factor 4, alpha
Exons: 10
Coding region: 1-1401 (466 amino acids)
Biological process (GO): anatomical structure development; cell differentiation; positive regulation of transcription by RNA polymerase II
Molecular function (GO): RNA polymerase II cis-regulatory region sequence-specific DNA binding; zinc ion binding; nuclear receptor activity
Source: RefSeq, a predicted model, not a curated record
AUGAUAAUGCGCCUUUCCAAAGCCCUAAUAGACAUGGAGAUGGCAGAUUAUAGCGCAGCGCUAGACCCGGCGUAUACCACUCUGGAGUUUGAGAACAUGCAGGUGCUGGCUAUGGGCAACGACACGUCUCCAUCAGAAGCAUCCAACCUCAACACUUCCAACAGCAUCGGGGUUAGCGCACUGUGUGCCAUCUGCGGGGACCGCGCCACGGGGAAGCAUUAUGGGGCUUCCAGCUGUGAUGGCUGCAAAGGCUUCUUCAGGAGGAGCGUCCGGAAGAACCACAUGUACUCCUGCAGGUUUAACAGGCAGUGUGUGGUAGACAAAGACAAAAGAAACCAGUGCCGAUACUGCAGGCUUAAGAAGUGCUUCCGAGCAGGGAUGAAGAAGGAAGCUGUACAAAAUGAACGGGACCGAAUCAGCACACGGAGAUCAAGUUAUGAAGAUAGUAGCUUGCCCUCCAUCAAUGUCUUACUGCAGGCAGAAGUCCUGGCACAACAGAUAUCAUCGCCAGUUCCUGUGAUCAACGGAGACAUUCGAGGGAAGAAGAUUGCCAACAUCUCUGAUGUGUGCGAGUCCAUGAAGCAGCAGCUACUAGUGCUGGUGGAGUGGGCCAAAUAUAUCCCUGCCUUCUGUGAGCUGCCCUUGGACGACCAGGUAGCACUGCUGCGAGCACAUGCAGGAGAACAUCUGUUACUGGGAGCUGCCAAGAGGUCCAUGGUGUUCAAGGAUGUCUUGCUGCUAGGAAAUGACCACAUCAUCCCACGGAACUGCCCCGAACUGGUGGAGGUGAACCGCGUGGCCAUCCGCAUCCUGGACGAGCUGGUCCUCCCCUUCCAGGAGCUGCAGAUAGAUGAUAAUGAAUAUGCCUGCUUGAAAGCCAUCAUCUUCUUCGACCCAGAUGCCAAAGGACUGAGUGACCCCUCCAAGAUCAAGCGGAUGCGGUACCAGGUGCAGGUCAGCCUGGAGGACUACAUCAAUGACCGGCAAUACGACUCACGGGGCCGCUUCGGAGAGCUGCUGCUGCUGUUGCCUGUGCUGCAGAGCAUCACCUGGCAGAUGAUAGAACAGAUCCAGUUUGUCAAGCUCUUCGGCAUGGCUAAGAUUGACAACCUGCUACAGGAGAUGCUGCUGGGAGGCUCAUCAAGUGAAACGCCACAUGCUCACCACCCCCUGCACCCUCAUCUGAUCCAGGAGAACCUGGGAACAAACGUCAUUGUGGCCAACACAAUGCCUCCUCAGAUGCACAAUGGGCAGAUGUCUACUCCAGAAACCCCACAGCCAUCUCCACCUGCGGGCUCAGGACCAGAGCAAUACAAGCUGCUGCCUGGAGCCAUUGCAACCGUGGCAAAACAACCCACCUCUAUACCACAACCUGCCAUCACGAAACAGGAAGUCAUCUAGCAAUCUGCAGACCAGCCGGCCUCAUUUAGAAGACCAUGUGGGAGAAAAGCCUGAAUUGACUCUGCCACUGUGAAAAGAGAAGCCAUCCAGAGGUCCUUGGGCACAAACACAUGGACUUGCUUAUCAGGCUAGUCUACCACCACCAAAAGCUGUCUUCCUGCAGCUAUGGACAGCAUGUGCCAUGGGCAGCCCCCAGUCCCAGAACUAAGGUUGAAGCCUUACUGAAACCCUCAGGCCUUGUAAGAAGGGCCAGAUUUCUGCCUCCCUCCAUGAGGAGGUUGCAGUCACCAACGGGGGACAGUGCAGCUGGCUGUUCCCCCAUUGCGACCUCUCUGCAUUGGUUCAGCACACACCAGACACUG